Molecule: messenger RNA, 3680 nt
Organism: Ceratitis capitata (Mediterranean fruit fly)
Lineage: Eukaryota; Metazoa; Arthropoda; Insecta; Diptera; Tephritidae
Product: inositol-trisphosphate 3-kinase A
Exons: 6
Coding region: 882-2891 (669 amino acids)
Biological process (GO): inositol phosphate biosynthetic process
Cellular component (GO): nucleus; cytoplasm
Molecular function (GO): inositol-1,4,5-trisphosphate 3-kinase activity; inositol tetrakisphosphate kinase activity
Source: RefSeq, a predicted model, not a curated record
GCCGCCACCAACGCCAUUCCGCUUUUGAUUCAUUCAGUUCUCAGUUUUGUCGCCGCUAUAGCUUGGCGUUGUCGUCAGUUGAAUUUCUACCAGCAAAGCGUACGCGUGGCUAAACGGCAAUAACGCGCUCGACUUCGCCCGGCUCGACGACUAAACAACGUUAAGUUAAUUCGUUACACACUUUCGUUACUUUCGUCUGGCAUUUUGCAAAUUCGAUAACGAACCGAUAAAAAAAAAAAAACAUUCAUCUCUUGACAAUUCGGCAAUUGUCCGUCCCUCCAGCCGUGCGCGUUCAGAGCCAAUGCGGGCGUUGAAGAGUUGACCGAAUUUCAUGUGAUUUAAAACAAAAUUCAUUGCUCUUUACGAUUAUUUGAAAGCCUACAGUGACCCUGCGUCGCACAAAAGUGUCUUCCGAAAGCGAAAAAGUGUUUACGAAAAAGGAAUAUUUAAUUUCUCAAGCGCGCAGCAAAGUGAAAUGUGUAAAAGAGUAGGCGAGUAGUUGUAUUCAAACAAACAUACUUUCGAAAUAUGUAUGUAUGUGUGUUGAAAACAUCACGAGCUCGUCUGUAUUGAACUGAAAAAAAAAAAACGUAAAAAAAUUGUAAGAAAAAAGAAGAUUCCGAGCUUUCAUUCAUUCAACGGUAGCCACGGCAAGUGAGCAACAACGAAAUAAGUUAACAGUGUGUUAAAAUGUUAAACAGACAAUGGGCUGAUAACUCUCCGUGAUCAAACUCAUAUAAAAGAAGAUAAUAAAUAAAGAAAAAACUUGAAAUCAAAAAAUCAAACUUUUUCCAAAACUCAAAAACUCCAAAGUGUCGUGAAAACAGAACUUGAACGUGAAGUGAGACCGUUACCCCGUGAGCGCGCACGCAUGUGUGACAAUGUCUUUGUGCGCAUUUCCGCAAGUACGCAUUUACGAGGACUUCGAUAAAAUGAGCGCCAAAGAGGUAUACUACAACGAAGCCGGCCGGAAGGUCACCGUCAAGCUGCUGCACUUCCCCGACGUGCCGCCCGAGGAGGUGGACAAUAUGAAGUUCGAUGAUGAUGAUGACGCGGAUAAAGGUAAUACAGAGUACGCUGAGGAGGCCUUCGAAGUAGACCACAGCAAUUGCGUGGAGUGUGCUGCACGCGUGGGUGGUUGUCGUCUUGGCGCGCCAUUAGCACCGAAUGGCAUCUUUCAACGGAAAAAUGCAAAAGAACGUGCUGAGCAGCACGAACCAGAGGAAGAGGAAGCGGAGUACAAUGAGGCGGAGGAAGAGGAUGUGGAUGAAGAGAGCGCUGAACGCGAGGCUGACGAACUCUCACGCCCAGACUCGCCCGCACAGGAUUUAGCCACACAUGGGCAUUCACAUCCACACCCAGUACCUUCCAGCAAAAAGAUGCUACGCAAAAAGUCCGCCAGCAAUCAGUCGCACAUGCAACGCAAAUAUAGUCACGCCUUUGCACAGGCACAUGGACUGCCCGCUUACGCGCCGCCCACAAUAAUGGUGCCACCACGUGAGCUACCGGGUUGUGCUAUGCGUCGUCAAUUGCAGCUGCAGCGUCGCUCGCCCUCACCGCAGCAACAGAACUUAUGUCCCGGUUAUACACAGUACUCCAUGUCCUUUCUGGAGGUGCCGCUGCCGCGCGAUUAUGGUUAUGCCUCGAGCGAUGAUUUGAGCUCCGAAUGGGACUCCGAUGUGCCAGCUACACGCGGCCAGACGCAAACGAAAAAGCCUUCUGGUUGGCGCAAAAUCCGCAACAUUGUGCAAUGGACGCCAUUUUUUCAAACAUACAAGAAACAACGUUAUCCUUGGGUCCAACUGGCCGGCCAUCAAGGCAAUUUCAAAGCCGGUCCCGAACAGGGCACCGUACUGAAGAAGCUCUGCCCGAAAGAGGAGGAUUGCUUUCGUGUACUCAUGAAGGAUGUAUUGCGUCCGUAUGUGCCGGAGUACAGGGGUCAGGUGACCAGCGAGGAUGGUGAAUUAUAUCUUCAACUGCAAGAUUUGCUUAGCGAUUUCAAUCAACCCUGUGUGAUGGAUUGUAAGAUCGGUGUACGCACCUAUCUCGAGGAGGAACUCUCCAAGGCUAAGGAGAAACCAAAGCUACGCAAAGAUAUGUAUGAAAAGAUGAUACAAAUCGAUCCGAAUGCGCCUAGCGAGGAUGAGCACAAGGCCAAGGGUGUGACGAAGCCACGUUACAUGGUCUGGCGUGAGACGAUUUCGAGUACGUCCACACUCGGUUUUCGCAUAGAGGGCAUCAAAAAAAGCGAUGGCACCAGCACGAAGGACUUUAAGACCACAAAAUCACGUCAGCAAAUCAAGCAGGCCUUUCGGGAGUUCGUUAACGGUUUUCAGCAUGCUAUGCCCCGUUACAUUCAACGCCUCCAAGCCAUUCGUGCCACACUCGAAUGCUCCGACUUCUUUCGCACACACGAAGUGAUCGGCAGUUCGCUGCUCUUCGUACACGAUCACUAUCAAGCCAGCGUUUGGCUUAUCGAUUUCGCCAAGACCGUCGGUUUGCCUGAGAAUCAACAAAUCGACCACAGCAGCACCUGGACGGUGGGCAAUCACGAGGAUGGCUAUUUGAUUGGCAUAAAUAAUUUACUAGAGAUUUUCACCGAACUCGAGUCGGAAAUGGUGGUCGAAGCUGCACUCACACCAUCAUCGGCUUCGUCCUCCUCGGCCUCGCUGUCGCCGAAACGGGGUGUGAGUGAGUCGCAGUCGGAAGAGUUGCCCUCCUGCAGCCGCCUGAAGGAGGCUGAAGUGGUGUUGGAGGCGAUUAAGCCAGCCAAGAAGGUGUUGCUUGCGGCAAGUGUGCCCAUGGGGGCUGCUGCCAACGAAGUGGUUAAGGAGGCAAGUCCGUCAAAGGAGGAGAAAGAAUGCGAAAAGGAGGCGCAGGACGAACCUUAAUUGGGUGAACCUUCCAAGUGGGCAUCAUGAGUUGGCCCUUCGAUGCUGGGCAGAUCAGCAGAUCAGCGAGAGCAAGAUUAUUAAAGCAUUUUUAUGAGAGAAAAAUAUUUUUUUUAGUUUUAGCCUGAAAUUCAAUUACUCGUAAGCACGCAAGACUGAACACAUAUAUAGUAAUUUAUUGAGUUACAUACAUACAUACAAACAUGUAUUUUAUAUUGAUAAGCCUCUACACAUAUAUAAACAAGCAUACAUAUGUAAUACAAAAUACAUACAUAUCUAUGUAAGCACAAGAAAUGUGUGGAGAAAAUGUGGAAGAAAUUAAAAAAAUAAAAACUAAAAAAAAACACUAACAAAAACAGACAAACAUAAAAUCAAUUAUGUGAACCGCCACACACGCAAACUGUUUCACAUUGGAAACUUCGCACAACCCUUCUAGAAGAGAAUUAAAAAUAAAUAUAUUUCGCUUUAGAUAAACUCACAAGCAAUGCUCUCUUCAGAUAUGUUUUGAAGAGAGAUAUAAAAAGUUUGCUAAUAGUUAUAAAUUAAAUUGUAUUACCGUUAUUUUUAAUUGUAAAUUUAAGUCAGCGAUCACUCAAAGCGUUUAAUUUUACUUAUUUUUUUUGUUGUUUUUAGAUUCAAAACUCACAUAUAUACAUUAUACAUAAAUAUUCACAUACAUAUUGACAUAAAUAAAUAGUAAUGUACGCGUUAUGUGCACAUCAUCACUAGUUACUCUUUUAAGAUAUAACUGUAAAAUUUUUAACGAGGCAAUAAAUUUAUGUAAUUAAA